AUGGCUUGCACUGGACUGAGUGAACCGGGGGUUUCCCCUGUCCAACCUCACGAAAGAAAAAAGGCCCGGGCUUUCGUGCCAGGGAGGCUCCCAGCUCCCAGCAGCCAGGGUAGUCAGGGUCAGGUAGGCCCCAAAAGCCAGGGCUGCAUUCCCAGACCCAAAGCCAGACCCAGGCUUACCCAGGCCGAAUACCGCACAUGCACUCACGUCAAGUUGCAGCGAUCCCCUGUUGCUCAUUCUCCUUCUCCAGGCGCCUCCCCCAGCAAUUCAAUUGACCCUCAGUUCAUCUCCAGGUACACACCUACCGGCCUGGCUUCCUACUGGACACUUUUUGCCAUAAUGAAAUGGAAGAUCGGGAACUUGACCGAUGAGGGUUCCAAAGGCAAGCUCCACUCCAUUAAAUCUCUUGACUCGGUCGGUCCCCAAGACAUCCCACCUGGUUUGAAGCACCAAAAGUUGAUCCAAACUUCUGAAAAAGGUCACUGCAGCAGAGAGAAUGUCUGCCUGCCUGUCUGCCUGUCUGCCUGCUUGUCCGUCUACAAAGCAUUGUCAGACUCAGCUCUCUUUUCUGGGAGAUCAUUGGGACCUCCCACCAGAACUCCCAGGGGAAAUCAGGGGUCCUCAGGAUCAACUGGUGCUACUGUCGUGCCGACAAUGAUCAUCAUCAGCAUCCCAGACCAAAAUCAUGAUGUCGAAGAUCAGAUCCUCAGACUACGCUCUUUCCAGGUAUCACAUCGUCUAUUGUCUCACUUGUUUCCCCACAUGCAGAGUGUAUUGAAUACAUUUACGUACCUGCCUGCAUCGGUGUCGACUCAUGGCAGAGAAAUAAUCAACUGGUACGAGCUACCUCCACUUCACCAGAAUCAAGGCCGUGCGAGCCAGGCCGCGCUCAUGUGGCCUAGUGGUGAUUGGAGCUCAUUGACAAACUGCCGUACGAUAUCUUCCUAUGGCUUCAGAACAUGCAUGGUAGAGACCCGUUACAAUGCAACAAGAAAUCACAGAGUCAUGUGUGGUGAUAGAUUCGAAACUAUUGACCCAGGCCGUGACAUAUCAGAAUAG
Molecule: messenger RNA, 1059 nt
Organism: Fusarium graminearum PH-1
Lineage: Eukaryota; Fungi; Ascomycota; Sordariomycetes; Hypocreales; Nectriaceae
Exons: 5
Coding region: 1-1059 (352 amino acids)
Source: RefSeq, a predicted model, not a curated record